This is a messenger RNA of Tachysurus fulvidraco (yellow catfish), 4167 nucleotides long. RefSeq names its product protein phosphatase, EF-hand calcium binding domain 1 (gene ppef1). Gene Ontology annotation, molecular function: protein serine/threonine phosphatase activity; protein binding; iron ion binding. The record is from RefSeq and is a predicted model, not a curated record. Gene Ontology annotation, biological process: detection of stimulus involved in sensory perception. The transcript has 18 exons. The coding region runs from base 843 to 3038 and encodes 731 amino acids. NCBI's taxonomy places the organism in Eukaryota, Metazoa, Chordata, Actinopteri, Siluriformes, Bagridae. Gene Ontology annotation, cellular component: nucleus; cytosol.
GUAGUGUGGUUUGAUGAUGAGGUUUAGUGAUCCAUUGUUGCACAAGUGCUCUCUGCGACGACCCUGUGGCAGAAAGUGUUGCGCGCACACUAGGGCGCCAUUCCAGUGGAAAAUGUGCAGCCCUACACUACAGGGGUCCUGUGUUGGGUAAAGAUGUUCCAUAGUCAGCAUCUGUUGGUACCUCCAUUACAACUAGGACGUCUACAUCCCUGCAGUGCAAGAUAAUAUUUGCCCACGUGUUAGGUUAUAACAAAAAGUCGGUUUGAAUAUUAAAAAACGAAUAAACGUACAUCAGCUUGCUCAAAUCUUGCAUCAGUGAUGGUUGUUUACUGGUAAGUCUAAACCAGUAUAAACCAAACAAUGGUCAAGUGCAGCAGGUUUUUCUUUUUAAAAGUAACACGCUUUGUGGUGUGUAUAUAUAAUUGUCAGGUUGGCCAUGUAAACACAAACAAAAAACAUCUUAAACGUAAAGAGUUUCUUAGCCACGUACUACUUUUUGCACCUCAUGCACACUAUUGCACUUUUUAAAGUGAUCUGAAUCGUGGAACCCUAAAUUGUCCUCGUAUCUGAACCUACACUCAGUGUGCUGUUUAUUCACAGAGCUGCAUCUGUAUGUUAAUCUUUUCCACACGUUUAAUCCUCUGGGUUGCAAAGUCGUGCGCAAACGCUGGCAAUGACGCGCGCGCUUUAGUCAUCGUCUGUACGCGUGCGAGAGUCGCCGCGCUUCCGUUUUCAUUUUCGCUCUCACACCUAUAGCGUGUACGUCACCCCGAAGACGCUGUUUUCCUAGUUUUGCGAUCGCAAAGACACAUGAUCAGACAGAAAACAUUCAUGGUGCCAUUAUGGGUUGUGGCGCUUCAGUAUCCACAGAGAACCAAGGAAAGCCGUCAGAAAUCCUGAACUCUCAAAGGAGCUCACGUGCACUUUUUUCCAAAAAACUUUUUGAUCCUCCUCUAGCUCCUCAUGCAGAGUUGAUGGUCAAGCCUCCGAGCCCGAUACUGGUGAUGAAAGCUGCCAUACUGAUCCAGCGCUGGUACCGGCGUUACAUCGCACGGCUCGAGAUCAGGAGACGUUACACGUGGAACAUCUUCCAGUCCAUAGAGUAUGCAGGAGAACAAGACCAGCUGCAGCUUUCCAGUUUCUUCAGCUUCAUGUUGGAUAACUUCAAACAGCUCAGUGGGAACGGACCAGAUCUGAUCUCUCACCUGCUGGACCCUGCGCUAGACCCAGUAACAGAGGAACUCCGACACUACAAGUACGAGCAGAUCGCUGUUCCUGAGUCGUACAGCGGCCCUCGCCUCUCCUUCCCCCUGAGCGUCACCGAUACCAACACCCUGCUCAGUGCCUUCAAGGAGCAGCAGAUUCUCCAUGCCAAAUACGUGCUGCAGUUACUUCACGAGACGCAGAAGUUUCUAAAACAGAUGCCAAACGUCAUUUACCUGUCGUCGUCCUACGCCAAGGAAAUCACCAUCUGCGGUGACCUACAUGGAAGACUAGACGACUUGCUCCUGAUAUUCUAUAAGAAUGGUCUGCCAUCUGCUGAGAACCCCUACGUCUUCAAUGGGGACUUUGUGGACCGUGGAAAGAAGUCCAUGGAAAUUAUCAUCAUCCUAUUCGCCUUUCUGCUUCUCUAUCCAGAUCACAUGCACCUCAACCGAGGCAACCACGAGGAUCACAUCAUGAACCUGCGAUACGGCUUUACAAAAGAGGUGAUGCAGAAGUACAAGACCCACGGAAGAGAAAUCCUCCAGCUCCUUCAAGACGUCUUCAGCCUGCUCCCAAUUGCGACGAUCAUCGAUAACAAAGUCCUCAUUGUUCAUGGCGGCAUCUCAGAUGAAACCGACUUGGACUUUCUGAGCUCUGUCGAAAGACACAAGGUCAAGUCAGCUUUGCGGCUGCCCAAGUGUAGUUUGGACCACUUGCGUGUUUGCAGUGACGAGGGGAAGCGCAAGAGGAAGAGCCGCCUCACCUGGCAGAGCAGCAGCUCUUCGUCGUCGUCCUCCUCCUCAGUGUGCUCACCCCGACGAUCGUGGCGUGCUCCCCCAUCACCCAAACUCCCUAGCCCUGCUGACAUACUCCAAGUUCCUUUCCUCGACUCUAUAGUGUCCCUCGCUCUGCCUGAGGCACCCAGAGAAGAGAUGGAAUGGAAGCAGAUUGUGGAUGUGUUGUGGAGCGACCCAAAGAACCAGAACGGAUGCAGUCCGAACUCGUUCCGUGGAGGAGGAUGCUACUUCGGGCCUGAUGUCACAAGGCGGCUCCUUGAGAAGCACGGCAUGUGCUUACUUAUUCGAUCACAUGAAUGCAAGCAGGAGGGCUAUGAGCUCUGUCAUGAUGGACAGGUAAUCACUAUUUUCUCGGCAUCCAACUACUACGAGGAGGGCAGUAAUCGUGGUGCAUACAUAAAGCUGGGUCCCGAUCUGAUCCCACGUUUCUUCCAGUAUCAAGUGAGCCGUAGCACCAGGAAGCUGACUUUGCAACAGAGAGUCAGUGUGGCUGAAAGCUCAGCUCUAAAGGCUCUGCAAGAGAAGCUGUUUGCCCAUCGCUCUGAACUCAUGACUGCCUUUCAGCAAUACGAUAUCUACAAGACAGGCAGGAUCUCCACCAAUGAAUGGGCUCAAGUAGUGGAAUCAAUCCUGAGGUUGGAUCUUCCGUGGCGUACUUUAAGACCACGACUUGUGCGUCUGGCCUCUGACGGCAGUGUAGAAUACGAGUCAUGCUUUGAAAACAUUGGCCCAGGGCAACCUAUGCCACAGGUUGCCCCAAACUUAGCAGAAACUUUAUACAGAUAUCGAACUGACCUUGAGAUCAUCUUCAAUAUCAUCGACAAGGACCAUUCUGGUCAGAUAUCCAUUGAGGAAUUCCGCCACACGUGGAAACUCUUUAGCUCACACUUGAGUGUGGAUGUGGACGACCGAGCCAUCGAAGACAUGGCACGCAGCAUCGAUUUCAACAAGGACGGCAGUAUCGAUUUCAACGAGUUCCUCGAGGCUUUCCGAGUCGUACAUAAGCUGGACAUGAAGGAGCAACAACAAGGCUGACACACACACACACAUACUAAGACAACACACUGAAAUAAAACACUGUUAAUCAAUAGUGCAGAUAUUAAUUCAUAUGAAAGUUAACAAUACAGAUGUGACCCUAAGCCUAUAACACUGCAUUGUGGAGCUACUGUGUUUGAUUCAGUGAUAUUUAGUGGAUAUUAAUAAAGGACUUUAUACUCCUAUAAUCGCCAACAUUUUAAGGUCAUUAUGACUGAUGUAAACUGUUCAUCGCCUUUAAAAAUAAUUUUAAACAAAUUCUAAUAAACGUGCAUCUAAAACCUAAACAAGGCAUGAAACUAAUCGAUACCUGAAGAAUAAUUUGACGCAUGUAAGAUUUAAGAGAGAUGAUAAAUCAGUGCAGAUUUUCUGUGUGUUUUCAUUGUUAAGUUUUUAAGUUUAUUUGUACUUUGCCUGGACGUUUGUUCAGUAUCGAUAUUGGUAUUGAUAACACUUUUUUUAAAAAAAUUAAGUCGAUUUUUUUAUUUAUAUUAGGGUUUUAUAAAGUUUUUUACAUUGCGUCAGUCAUUGGAAAAAAAAGACUUGGCUGUGAGGGAAUAGCACUUGAUUAAGUUCAUUUUAGGAACUAAUUUGGUCUGAAAAACAAAAUUAAAAUGAAGAAAAUCUUCACUAAAAUGUUAAGAAUAUUUAUUCUAAGCUGUGCAAAAUGUUUACUAGUAAUAAAUGUAGCAAAGGUUUACAAUAUUUUCAGAAAAACAUGGUUUUGGUGUCAAUUAGGAAUUUUACAUGCAAUAAUAUCGAACACUAUUUAUCUACAAUGAAUUUAUUAACCUCUACACGUACUUCAGAAAUUUCAGGUUGCUAUGAUUAACUUUGCAUGAAAAGAAUGCAGUCAAUUCAGUAUUCCACACAACAGGCAUCUUAAAAGACUGAAAUAUACAAUUGUAUCUAACUGGGAAUGUAAUUUAGCUUUAAGUAAAAUUACCGAUUUUUUUUUUUUUUUUAAGAAAUAAUGUAUAUGUGGUUAUUAACUUAGUUUUAGUUUUCUCUGUAAGCUUUUAACAAAAUGUUUAAGAAAAUGAAAAAUAUUUUAGUCUAGCUGUGUGACUGUAUAUAGUAGUAGUAAGCAAAGUUUAGAGAAAUUUAAAUAAAAAAAUGUUUUUCAUCA